AUGGAUCUGAUCAUGUCCAACAUGCGUGAUGUCGUCUUCGCCGAGCGUAGCGACGCAAUCCGACACAUCAGCAUUGAACACGGCUUUGGAGGAAACCAACAAGAUGCAGGCAAGGAUGUCGACUUCUGGGGCACAAGUAUCUGGGACCAGAGCUUGUACAAGGCUUGGACCCAAGUCAUCUACUACCUCGUACCCAACGCUGGCGCCAUCGAGAAUCUGCUGCGUCAGCUGGCAGAGGUCAUUGAUGCCCACGAACUCAUCCUCUACGAACGCACAACCUGUCUCAUGGUCACGCACGUCUCGCGCCCUUACGAAGCAGAUGGCAACCCACAUCCCGAUCGCUUCGAACGCUUAUCCUCCAUCCUCAAAUCACAUAAGCACUCUGUCGCCAAACACACGGGCAUGCCCGCCGGAUCAGCCAACUUUGCCGAGCUGCAGAUCAAGACUGGCGAAUUCAUGUUCUUGAUCACUCGUCUUAGUGAGAAUACAAACUUGGCUGUGGUCAUGGGCAGUGGUGAGGCCAUGUACAACGCCGCCAGGAUAAACAUUGCCAACGCACGCGACAAGUUCGCUGAGCUCGAUAUAGCCAGCAAGAGUCGCGAAAAGGCCGAGACCAGAGCCACCGAUGACGCCUCAAGGAAUGGCGCCUUUUCGCACUGA
Molecule: messenger RNA, 660 nt
Organism: Aureobasidium musti
Lineage: Eukaryota; Fungi; Ascomycota; Dothideomycetes; Dothideales; Saccotheciaceae
Source: the annotation of a GenBank genome assembly